CUGACAGCUGCAUCUACUUACUCACUCUUCACAAGGCGAGAUCGCCUGUGGUCUCCUGCAGAGAACACCAACAAGAUGAUCAUUGUGAUUGAUGUCAUGAAUCUUCAGCAAAUUAGCAGUUGUACUAGCCGGCAAGUUCUUUUACACCAAACACUUCUAAGGUAAGUAAGACACAAGAUGGCUCCGCCCGGUCCUAGCGGUGCAAACGAGGAGGCUUUAUGGAAAGAUGAAUACAUAAUAGAUGACCAUGACUUUCUGACUGUUCUUCUACUUAGCUUUUCCAAUUCCACCACCUUUUUCCAACUCAAAUUUUCAUUGAUGCAACAAGCUUUUGUCGCUGCCUCUGUUACUUGUAAAACCAAAGCAAAUAUAUAUAGAUAUGCCUUAGUACUACCCCCUCCUCCCUCUUCAUCUCCCGAGCGUUGGAAAACCGAAGCCAACGAACAUUUGAAGAAGAAUGAGAUUGAUGCUGCUGUCUCCAAAUACACGAAAGCCAUUGCACUGGACAAUCAGAAUCCUAUCUACUAUUCUUAAGGCUCUUCAUCCUAUUAACACUAUCUACUAUUCUUAAGACUAUUGACAUCCAUCUAUCCUAUCUACUAUUCUUCAGACUAUCGUGCAGCUAAACAUCCAUCUUUAACUACGCACGCGCGUCGUCCUCCUAACUAUCGUGCACCUAAACAUCCAUCUGUAACUCUAUAUUUAUACAUAGAAGGGGUCAUCCUCGGCACCUCGACCUCCUCCAUAAUCAUAUGCGAGGAGGGAUAAAAAUAUUUUGGAGGGAUCCUCUCACAGGAAUGAAUUAGGGCCAGCGCUAAGGUUGAAACCGAUCCGCUGCGUGGGCUGCCAGUGCACAAUACGCGAAAGCCCUUAACGACGCAGACAAAUGCCUCUCCAUAGACAAAAAGUUCGUGAAGGUUAUGGAGUGUCCUCAUAUAGUUCAAGCGCGUCAUGGUCAUGAUGCUUGGGCAUUAAGCUGUUCUUGCUGAUGAAAAAGAAAGUAUAACAAGUACUAGAACAUGAUGAUGAUUAUAGUUCAUCAGGUUCGCUCAAGCUAGUUGUAAUUGGUUAGUUUUCGAAAACUCAAAAUAAACGAGUCACUGACCGAAAUUAUAAGGGAGGUAGCUUGACAUCAAGGCUACUCUUCCUCUUCGUCAGUCUCAGUAUCUCGGUAUUCUGAUCAGUUACUUGCUUACUAGUUCAGUUUUUGUUCGAAAUUGGUGCCGUUGAUUUGAAAUUGAAGAAGAACUUCUUCUAAGAAGAGCUAUUCCAGAAAAGGACUUGCAUUGUACAAGCUUGGCCGUAUCGAGGAAGCCAUGCGCACGUACACGGAAGGUCUUCUUCAUGAACCCGAUAAUCAAGCUCUGUCCACUGCAUUAACCGCAGUGAAAGCCGAGACGGCACGCGGAAAAAAUAAGGGAGCAGCUCCCGGAACAGGGGUGUCGUCGUUAUGAAGAAUUUUGUAGUAAACCUCAAUCAUGCUCAACCUGCUUAAAUCGACAUCACUAGAACACAAACACGAGUCACAGCUAAUAAUCAAAAGCAAAAGACUAAGUAGCACUAAUUAGCGAGCCUACAUCCUUUUUGAGACGCAGCGUUAUGAUGUCUUCGUAACGCACUUCUUCUUUGUUCUGGAAGGUACUGUUUUUGUUAAGGCGUCUCCCACCUUCAUACUCCGAGACAAUAACGAAAUUCCUGGGGAAUGGCUAUUUUUCGAAGAUGAUCUCGAAGUUACUGGAGAAUCGAUUACUGUCGAGAAUCAUCAUGUACGUCAUUGUUUUCGCGGGGAUGUUCGGGUACAACCGCUUUUUUGGUUCUCCUAAGGAGGACAAAGGCAAUACCCCAGUCGACGACGCAGUGAACAAAGCAGUGGAUGUACUUCAGCACCGAAUCAUUUCCGUAGGCUCUGGGCCACAACGCGUUCUACAUCUCGUUAAAAGACCAGCAAUAAUAGCAACUACGUCAAGCGAUCAUGGAGCGUUAGGAGAGGACACGAGCACAAGUACUUCUGACUUUGCAGAAGCACUACAACAAACCUCCAAGCCGAUUUCUUCACUUCUGUUCUUCCACACGACUGGUCUAUCAUUAGAAGAGUUCUCUUCUCACAUCUACGAGGAGUUUCCGGAUUACAACAUUGUAGGCGUCGACUUGCCGUGCCACGGACGUAGCGGGUGCUUCGUGCCAACGGGUGACGAUUGGGAAGAGAUUGGGAAGAAAAUAGCGACAGGAGAAGGCAAGUUUCUAGGCGAUCCAAAAAAGAGGGUCAUGGUACAACUCGUGCCUGCUUUUAGGAACGUUUAAAUUUUGACAGCAUUUCGCUUGUUGUAUUGAUGGAUCAACAACACACACUUGGAUGAACUGGAUCUUUCAAACCUUAUUCAGUUCCUUUCGGGUUAUUCUCCAUUCGUGACGAGAGCCAUGUACGACGCGUUGGAGCCUGCUGCAGUGGUAUGGACUUCACCUAGUCGGAUAGUCGGAACUGCAAAUCCCACCGACGACCAGAAGGAAAUUGCAACUUUCGCUGACCUAAAAACUAUCCUGGCUUCUGGUGUUGAAGGAGCUGCGAGCACUAAUAGAAGCGGUAAGGAGACGGUGAAGGAGAAGAACAAGAAGAAGGAAGCAUCUACCUCGUCAAAUAGUGCUGUCGACGACCUGCCAAUCCCAAUCUUGCGCGACGCAAUGAUUCAUUUGGCGCAUGGUACUACAAAUAUUUUUACAAAGUACGUAGCAGUAGCUAGCUGCCCCUUUAUUACAAGCUCAAUGGACACAAUCAUAACGACAACAACUAUGAUGAUACCACUUCUUCAAAUUUUUAGACAUUUAUAUUGGUUCUCUCAACGCUCGCUCAACACAGCCAAGCGUCCGCAGUAUACGGUGGAGAGCAAUGUCACAGAGUUGGUGUUGAAUGAGGUUAUUGAAGGCCCAACCCUUGUCUUAGAGGACGAGCACAUGACGGAGAUGAAGCUGAUAGUUGCAAAUUCUCUCCGCAAAGAGCAAAUCACAGUGGAACCCCUAGACUGGCGCAUCGUAAAGACGGAGGCAUGGCUAUCUAAAGUCAAUGCUUUUCUCGACAAGACCUUUCCUGCGGAGAAAGACGAGUUGUCAGAAGAAACAAGUAUGGGUGGAGAUGAUGCGGAGGAUGAAGGAAUGACUUCUAUGGGUGGAGAUGCAGGUUCAUCAGGAGGUGACGAAUUCUGAUCAUUCGCGGUCGUCGAGUGAUAGACGCUGCUACGAAGAAGUGGUUGAUGCUGGGCUACUUGAAUCAGGAGAACAGAAAAGGUUUCAUUCUUCUAGCACUAGGCUUCAUAAUCGGGAGCCCUUCUACAACAAUUUCUUAUCCCCGAAACUUCAUGUGUCUUGGCACAAUUUGAAUUUCUUGACACGCUUGACUACGCGACCUUCAUCUUCAUCCGAAUUUUUCAAUUUUUCUUACUCUUCUACUUCUUAUCUGUUGAGACAACCAACACGCGCAAGUCGAACUCUUC
This is a messenger RNA of Amoebophrya sp. A25, 3485 nucleotides long. The record is from the annotation of a GenBank genome assembly. Lineage: Eukaryota; Dinophyceae; Syndiniales; Amoebophryaceae.